AUGGAGGAGGAGGCGUCGCGGCACAGCGUAGCGCUGGUGCUGGAUUUUGGCUCCCAGUACACGCAUCUCAUCACGCGCCGCAUCCGGCAGCUCGGCGUCUGCUCCUUCUGCCUCUCCGCCGCCGAGGCAUCGCUCGACGCCGUCGCCAAGCUCGCGCCGUCGCUCAUCCUCCUCUCCGGCGGCCCCCAUUCCGUCUACGAGCCCGGCGCCCCCAGCGUCCCUCCCGGAUUCUUCGAUUACGUCCGCGAUCGCGGCGUCCCAGUGGUGGGCAUUUGCUAUGGGCUGCAGCUCAUCGUUGCGCAGAUGGGCGGCAGUGUCGAGCCGGCCGCCAAUCGCGAGUAUGGGAGCAUGGAUGUCGUGCCAGUGGCGGGAUCGGUGUUGUAUGGCGACGACGAUUCUACGCAGUCUGUGUGGAUGAGCCAUGGGGACGAAGUUGUGGAAAUGCCGCGCGGAUUUGUCGUUGUGGCGAGGAGUGUUCAAGGCAGCAUUGCGGCGAUCGAGAAUCCAGACUUGGGAAUCUAUGCAUUGCAAUAUCAUCCAGAGGUUAGUCAUUCGCCUAAAGGCAUUGACACACUAAAGCGCUUGUUGUUCGAAGUUGGCGGCCUUACAGACGAUUGGAAGGUGCAAGACGUUUUGCAAGAGCAGAUUGAUCUGAUCGCAACUACAGUCGGACCUGACGAUCAUGCCAUUUGUGCGCUGUCUGGAGGAGUCGAUUCCACCGUUGCGGCAACCAUCGUUCACAAAGUUAUGGGCGAUCGUCUACACUGCGUCUUCGUUGAUAAUGGACUCUUGAGGUACAAGGAGCGAGAGCGCGUCAUGGAAACUUUCAAGCGUGACUUGCACCUCCCGGUUGUCUGCGUGGAUGCGGGCUCCCAGUUCCUGGCGAAGCUCGAGGGAGUUGUGGAUCCAGAGCGCAAGCGGAAGAUAAUCGGCGCGGAGUUCAUUGCCGUCUUUGAUGAGUUCUCCAGAAAGCUCGAACAAGAGCUUGGCAAGAAGCCCAAGUACCUGGUGCAAGGGACGCUCUAUCCCGACGUGAUCGAGUCGUGUCCUCCUCCUGGAGUCGUGGGACACUCUCACACUAUCAAAAGCCACCACAACGUUGGGGGACUUCCACCAUCGAUGAAACUUUUGCUCUUGGAACCUUUGAAGUGGCUUUUCAAGGACGAGGUAAGAAAGCUCGGAAAACUUCUUGGCAUUCCCGAAGGAUUUCUCAAAAGGCAUCCAUUUCCUGGUCCCGGUUUGGCUGUUCGUGUGAUCGGUGGCGACGUUACUGAGGAAAACCUUGAAACUUUGAGAUUGGUGGACGAGGUUUUCACAGCUUCGAUCAAAGAGGCUGGUCUCUACGACGAGAUGUGGCAAGCUUUCGCUGGCAUUCUCCCCGUCAAGACUGUGGGAGUCCAAGGAGACAAAAGGACUCACUCCGGCAGCGUUGUUCUUCGUGCGGUCACCAGCGAAGAUGGCAUGACUGCCGAGAGGUAUACAUUCAAAAGGGAGUUUCUCGACCAGGUGACGAGAGAAAUCUGUAAUACGGUGGUGGACGUGAACAGGGUCUUUUAUGACUUGACUUCGAAGCCCCCCGCAACGAUAGAGUGGGAGUGAAUUGCUCGAAUUUGAUUUGUUUUACUACACUGACUUUUGCUGACAACUCAAAGGCAACG
Molecule: messenger RNA, 1658 nt
Organism: Selaginella moellendorffii
Lineage: Eukaryota; Viridiplantae; Streptophyta; Lycopodiopsida; Selaginellales; Selaginellaceae
Product: GMP synthase [glutamine-hydrolyzing]
Exons: 6
Coding region: 1-1599 (532 amino acids)
Biological process (GO): GMP biosynthetic process
Cellular component (GO): cytosol
Molecular function (GO): GMP synthase activity; ATP binding; GMP synthase (glutamine-hydrolyzing) activity
Source: RefSeq, a predicted model, not a curated record